AUUUUGUCAACGUCACUGGAAGGAUUCUCGCAUGGUCUCAACAGGACUGCCAGCAGUGGGUAAUAUAAAGCCGACCACCGGUUCACCGGCGUUUGUAGAAAUUGAUCACCACGGAUACGAACAGAAGGAUGUCCACAGCGGCUUACUCAGAGAAGAUCACGAUGGGGCCCCUGGUCGCAGCUAUCGAUCAAGGCACAAGCUCGACGAGGUUUCUGGUGUUCAAUUCUAAAACGGCAGAGCUGCUUAGUCAUCACCAGGUUGGGAUAAAGCAGAGUUUCCCUAAAGAGGGCUGGGUAGAAGAGGACCCUAAGGAGAUUCUUCAGUCAGUCUAUGAGUGUAUGGAGAGGACCUGUGAGAAGCUCGGCCAGCUCAACAUAGACAUCUCCAACAUUAAAGCUGUCGGCGUGACCAAUCAGAGAGAGACUACGCUGGUUUGGGACAAAGAGACAGGGGAACCGCUCUACAAUGCCAUUGUUUGGCUGGACCUGCGUACACAGUCCACAGUGGAGAGGCUGAUCAACAGCACUCCGGGAAAGAACAAGAACCAUCUGAAGCACAAGACCGGUCUGCCCAUCAGUACAUACUUCAGUGCUGUGAAGCUGCGUUGGCUCAUGGAUAACGUGGAGGAGGUUGCUGAGGCUAUCCUGACAAACAGAGCCAUGUUCGGCACUGUCGACUCCUGGCUUAUCUGGUGUCUGACAGGGGGGAAGAGUGGAGGGGUGCACGUCACAGAUGUGACCAACGCAAGUCGCACCAUGCUCUUCAAUAUACACACCCUGGACUGGGACCCUGAGCUCUGCAAAUAUUUUGAUGUCCCAAUGGAAAUUCUACCCCAAGUGAAGAGCUCCUCAGAAAUAUACGGUUCAAUGAACUCUGGUUCUCUGGCAGGAGUUCCCAUCUCCGGGUGUCUCGGGGACCAGUCCGCUGCUCUGGUUGGUCAAAUGUGCUUCCAGGAUGGACAGGCUAAAAACACGUACGGAACUGGCUGCUUCCUGCUGAGAAACACAGGGAUCAAGCCAGUGAUGUCAGAUCACGGCCUCCUGACCACACUGGCCUACAAACUGGGGAAGGACGCACCAGCCUACUACGCUCUCGAGGGGUCGGUGGCCAUAGCUGGGGCGGUGGUACGCUGGCUGAAAGACAACCUGGGAAUCAUCCAGUCCUCCGCAGAGAUCGAGAAGCUGGCAGGCGAUGUGGGCUCGUCCUAUGGAUGUUACUUUGUUCCUGCCUUCUCCGGGCUGUACGCCCCCUACUGGGAGCCCAGUGCAAGAGGUAUCAUCUGUGGCCUGACUCAGUUCACUAACAGAUCUCACCUGGCCUUCGCUGCUCUGGAGGCAGUCUGUUUUCAGACUAGAGAGAUCCUGGAGGCAAUGAAUCAGGAUUAUGGGGUUCCUUUGAGCCAGCUCCAGGUGGAUGGAGGCAUGACCUCCAACAGACUACUGAUGCAGCUCCAAGCUGAUGUACUCUGCAUCCCUGUGGUGAAGCCGGCCAUGUCGGAGACCACGGCUCUGGGUGCAGCCAUGGCGGCAGGAGCAGCAGAGGGGGUGGGUGUCUGGAGUCUGACCCCUGGUAACCUCACAACCAUCCCCACUGACAAAUACCAACCCAUGAUCAAUCUUGAGGAGAGUGAGUUCCGGUUCGCACGCUGGAAGAAGGCCGUCCAGAAGGCCAUGAAUUGGGAGACCACGGAGCCCAUCAGCAAUGGGAACGGUCCAAUCAGCAAUGGGAACGGUCCAAUCAGCAAUGGGAACGGUCCAAUCAGCAAUGGGAACGGUCCAAUCAGCAAUGGGAACGGUCCAAUCAGCAAUGGGAACGGUCCAAUCAGCAAUGGGAGCGGUCCAAUCAGCAAUGGGAACGGACACCACUAGUAGGAUCUAAGCCAAUACUAGUAACCGUUGAGGAUACAUAUGGAGUUGAAGAGAGGGGAACAUACAGAAUGUAACACCCAUCCCUCCAUAGGUCCACAUAGCACCUACAUCUGAUGGCUGUUUGGGCAUGCUGUGGACUUCCUUCUCCCUGAGAGCAUUCCUAGUCCACAUCCGGUUGCCUCCUGUACAUGUACUCAGCCCCGUCCUCUUAGUCUCGUGGACAAGGACCCUACCUGUGAACCUUAUCUUGGAAGAAAGGCCCACAUAUCAAAAGAUGGAAUCAAUUGAUGGAACUCUACUGUGUGACUGAACUGUGAUGGAAGAGACUGAUUCUCCUGUGGGAAAAAAAAAAAAAAAUCCUAUCAUGUCUGGUUUUCUAUGAAUUUAUUAAGCAGAUAAUAUUUUAAUGUUUGUGUCAUAUGUUGUGCUUGGUCAUUUUAACAAAUGGUGACACUGUGCAUUUUAAAAAAAAUACUAAUUAAUUACACUGGUUAGUAAUAGCGCCACCAUUGAACAAGUGUUGUGAGAAUGUUGUAGGCUACAUAGCUAUAAUGUGGAAUGGAAGGCCUGCUGAGAUGGUUUGCUACUCUGAUCGUAGAUGUACCUAGUUGUAUGUGGGUCCACUUGAAGACUCUGAUCAUAGAUGUACCUAGUUGUAUGUGGGUCCACUUGAAGGAACCUCUGAAUGAAAAGCAUCGCAGGGUCCUUACAGCACUUUAUAAUUAUUGAUUUGCGUGUGGAGUGUAUGAUAUGAUGCUCUGGUUUUUAAAGGGACAUUUUUCAUUUUCCUUUUUUUUUUUUUAAAUAACGAUAAAGCUUUUUGAAAGGGAUCACCAUUGGAUAAUGAAAGGUCUGUGAAACACAUUUUCUUAAGUUGUAAGUGGAAGUUUUAACUGUACAAUACGCUUCAUAAGACCUAUUUUCUGUUUUUCAGUCGUCGAGGACAAAGAUAUUACUUCCUAGUCAUUAUUGAUCAUGAAUUGUCUUGUCCUUAGAGCACUUUAUAAUGAUUGAUUUGCAUGUGGAGGUCAUGGUAUGGGUACAAUGCGCUAAUGAAAAUGCUUUUUUUAAAUCAAUUAACAGUAAUGUUUUUUUGCAAGAGAUUUAUCAAUUGAUAAUGAAAGGGGGAUCAAUGUAAAGGCAAGAAAUAACUAAAAGUGACAGAGGAAUCUAAAUGAUAACUUUACAAGAUGGUUAUAAAUUUACUGAGAAAUGAUUACAGGUCAGACUGUUGUAAAGAGGAAAUGAACCUGUCCAAAUGGCUGCUUUUCAGUUGAUACAGAGAAGCAUGGUAUGGACCUUGUUAUGUAUAGUGAUCGUAUACAUUUUCUUGAACUAAUGUAACGUAUGUAAAAUCUAAUAUGAAAUCUAAAGCCCUCAUUCUUGGUAUGGAAAGAAAAUGACACUUUAUCUUAGUAGUUUAAAAUGUUUUAAACUACACAGAUUUAAUUUUAAUUGUGUUUUUUGUUGUUGUCAUGAUUUAAUGUUUUUAUUUGAUUUUUUCCCCCUUGUUUUUGUCUUUUCUUGCUAAAUGGGGUUGGGUGCCUCUGUUCUGUUGUGCAAAGAUGAAUGUGACAAUGCACAUUGCAAUAAAGUUUUACUUUUAAAAA
Molecule: messenger RNA, 3478 nt
Organism: Salvelinus namaycush (lake trout)
Lineage: Eukaryota; Metazoa; Chordata; Actinopteri; Salmoniformes; Salmonidae
Product: glycerol kinase-like
Exons: 19
Coding region: 129-1868 (579 amino acids)
Biological process (GO): glycerol-3-phosphate biosynthetic process; glycerol metabolic process; triglyceride metabolic process
Cellular component (GO): mitochondrion
Molecular function (GO): glycerol kinase activity
Source: RefSeq, a predicted model, not a curated record